Paramacrobiotus metropolitanus is the source of this 2884-nucleotide messenger RNA. RefSeq lists its product as uncharacterized. The coding region runs from base 566 to 1747 and encodes 393 amino acids. The record is from RefSeq and is a predicted model, not a curated record. The transcript has 9 exons. Lineage: Eukaryota; Metazoa; Tardigrada; Eutardigrada; Parachela; Macrobiotidae.
UUAAACUGUGUGAAAUUGUGAUGGACAUGAGAACAUAAACUACAAACUUCGAAUGGGCUACCGCCACAAUCUCGCACGCUUAAUACGCAGUUAUACAGCCCUAACUCUGUGCCGUACAGACUUUGGUACGCAUGCAGAAGCUACAUACUCUACAAUUAUUUCUUGCCAAGUUGUCCGAUGCUUAUGAAAAUCUUUCCGAUUUUCAGUGCUUCACCAGUCAGGACGUCACGAUGCAAGGAGCUAAUAUUAUAUAAAGAUGAUCGUUACUUACAGUUAGAGAAAAGUGUACUAGACACUUUCCUGGGUUUCAGAGUAUAGUUAAGUAUUUUAAUUGCCUAAAAUUUCUGCAAAUUUCUUCGGCCGUUUGCAGUUUUUAACAUCAUUGCACUUCAGGCCAACGGUUGCUCCGGAUAUCACUGGCAAGGGAAAUAGCGUGCAAGAAAUUCUUAUACGAGUAUCUAUAAUUAUUAUCAAUUAUACGCAUAUACGUUUAUGGGAGUACAUCCACAUUCGUAUACUGCGCAUCCUACCAAAACUUAAUUUUAUCGGAAAUUUAUCAAAUACCAUGGAAAUGUCAGAAAUAACGGCACAUCGCAAUAACGACAAGGACGUCACGAAAUGUUUGGAACAAGUUGAUCUGCAAAAACGGCAGCCGUGCUCCACAGCUAACAGGAUGUUGCAAACUCUCUGCGAAAAUAUCGUUUGGAAUAUAUGUGAACACUAUCAUGGGAUCCUCAAGCAGAAUCAGACUCGCUCAUCCGGCACAGCGCCGGUGCCGGUGAUGGCAGUUGUACAACAUGGUGAUACAAAUGCUGCAGAAGUUUGCCAUGUUAGGACCCUUACCAAUGAAUCGAUAACAGCACAGCUGCUUGCAGACGCGGAGGCUUCGGUUGCCGACCAGGCCCGACAGUACAAUGAAAUUAUGGAUCUUUUUAAGAAAAAGGAAGACGUGCAAGAUCCCACAUCUGCGAAUGAAAUAAUCGACUGGCGCGGCAACUAUCUCGAACAACAUGAAGUUCUCGCGGUGACGAUGGAAUAUAACGCAAAAUUACAGAUGGCGCUUGUAUCCGCCAACGGACACAUCGCAAACCUGAAGAAACAACUAGAUAAAGUAGAGCAGAGUCAGCAAACUCUUACCUAUGAAACCAUGCAGGAAGGCAAGGACAAACCGUCUUUAUUCUCUACACAAUGGGCCGAUAGGGGUAUUUUAAAAGGUCACGAAAGGGCCAUUGACCGAGAAUCCCAAACGGAUCCAGUUUUACCCGUCAAGGUUCGUAUAGCCGAUAUUCACAUAAAACCGAAGAAAACGAAGCUUGAAAAACAGUUAAAAGAGAAAGAAAAGAGAACUGCCAAAACCAUAAACGAUAUGAAAAAAAAGCUAACCGCCAAAGAAAGGGAACGAAGGAUUCUGGUGGAUGCAUUAGAAAGAAGCAACGCGGAAAUUGCUGUUAUAAAAAAGCAGAGCACGGUUGCCGAUAGCGAGAUUAGCGGACUGAAGAGCGCCUUAGCCAAUGUAGAACGAAAGGGACAACUAAUGAAUGAAUCGACAAGCCCAGAAUCCACUAAGAAAAUAAAUUUACUGGAAGAACAAGUGGCUAAAUUGCAGAAUAUGCUGAAGACUGAACGGGACAACAAACAAUUUCGAGAAACCAUUUCAAAGCCGUUAGAGACGGGAGUUCGAGUGGAAGAACUAAAAAGGAACUCGAUGCCAAAAAGUCCAAGAUUGAUGACCUCAAAAAUGUUAUAGACGAGAAAACCGUUGAAAUUACUAGAAUAAACGGACAAUACGGGAUUGCUCGGCAUGACAUCGAUGUGCUGAAGCUCGCUCUACAGGAGAAGGAGGAACAGUUAGCACCGGCAUCUGAGCGUAUCCGGGAUUUGGAGAAGUCAAUCAAAGCGGUGGAAGCAAAAAAUCAGCAUCUACAGGAAGAGAUUAAACUAGCACAAGAACGUCUCAAAGAACGGAUUGCCACUUGCUACAAACAGAAAACAGAAUUUGACGCUCUUCAAAACCGAUUUUCUGAUCUAACCAAAAGUACCAAGAAACAAAAAACUCCAGCUGAUGAACUUAAUCGUUUGCAGGCACAAUGUGAGGCGCUCUCGAAUGAGUUGAGCAGCACUCAGCGUGAUUUCCAAGAGAAGGCCUGCGAGGUUGUGACCCUUCGCGACGAAAAUGCGCAGCUGCACAAUCAGCUUGUCGUGCAACGAGAGAAGAUGAUGAAUUUGUUUGUGCACAAAAAACUACCGGAUUGUGGCAAUCUUUUCGCGAAGUCAUCAAGCCGCGCAAGAGAGGUUCGUGAUAGUAGAAGCCCAGGCUCGGAUAUUCAAGGUAAUCUGCACCCGGAACCGGCUCGCGAACAAGAUGGGAAUACUCGGGCGGGUGCCGCACCAGUUCGCCGGCAAAUUCCAUCAACCCGAGAUAUUGCCAGACCGUAUCCGCUGCAUGCGUUUCCCCGAGUCGAAAAUGAUGCUACGACCUCUUUUCCACGCCGUGGUGGAAUGGAAUACGAUGAUCCGGACACCCACGCGUAUCACAGUAAUUUCCGCGACGAUCGGCCAUAAGACGACUCCAUUGCGUUUACGGGUGGUGUUCGUUUUGUUUUGUUGCUCGUGGUUGCAAGCAUUGUACGUUCUGUAUAACUUACUGAUGAAAUCAUGAAAGUGAUGUUGAAAAGCAGAUGAAAGGUCAACAGACUUCAGACUUCCAAAUGUUUUUAUGAAGUAUUUCUAACUGCAUUGGUUUCUAUGUAUAGAGAACAAAUUUUGUAUAGACUUUAAUUUUUUGUUCCCGGGAAAAGGUUGCACAUAUUACGUAUACAUUUUGUGGUAAUUUUACGAGUCAUGCCACUCUGUUAAUUUUACCAUUAGCUCUGCUGUCUGCGAC